This is a messenger RNA of Mizuhopecten yessoensis (Yesso scallop), 5025 nucleotides long. Its product is annotated as chloride channel protein C-like. Gene Ontology annotation, cellular component: membrane; intracellular membrane-bounded organelle. Gene Ontology annotation, biological process: transmembrane transport; chloride transport. The transcript has 19 exons. The coding region runs from base 122 to 2749 and encodes 875 amino acids. NCBI's taxonomy places the organism in Eukaryota, Metazoa, Mollusca, Bivalvia, Pectinida, Pectinidae. Gene Ontology annotation, molecular function: voltage-gated chloride channel activity. The record is from RefSeq and is a predicted model, not a curated record.
ACUUCACAAAACAUUCACCACGUGACAUGACACCCACAGUGGUCACGGAAAGGGUCGUGCUACGAACGAAGUUGUCAUUUGGUCAAUGGCCAGAAAAUAGCAAAGGGACGUAAUUCAUAGUAUGAUGCCUGCGGAAGAAAGUGACACAAUGAGUGCCUAUAUCCCUCCGUCUGAAGAAGAAUCAUCUGGGGAUGAAGUUGAAGGUACAUCUGUCCGGAGACGCCACGUGUGGAACCGAAACGCUCGAUCCGUGGAACCCCCCAGAGAUGAUGCCAUCUACUACCCACAAGAUGACACCUUUGGGCUGUUCGACCAGGGCCGAGAUUACGAGCCGUUGAACAUCACACACAAAUAUACAGACGAGGAGAGGAAAACCCUAGGGACCUAUGACAGCCAUGAUUACCUCCCUUCCAACAGCGAAGUUUACAGAAAGUGGCUGAAACUGCAGGGCCCAUCUAGCUAUAACUUGGGUCGGUGGUUGAUUAUGGGUCUCAUCGGAUUCUUUGUGGGUCUCAUUGGAUUUCUAUUGCACGACCUCAUAGAGCAAAUCGCCAAGAUGAAGUGGGAAAUAGCCCAGAAGUUCAUUAAGGAUGGAGACUUUGGUGUGGCGUCCGUAUUUGCUACAGGAUACAGUCUCAUCUUUAUACUUUUCAGUGCAUUUAUUGUUGUUUUUCUGCGUCCGAGUGCCAGUGGCUCAGGUAUUCCCGAAGUGACAGGUUUCCUCAACGGUACUCAAAUUCGCCACAUUUUCAAUGUGAAGACAUUACUUGUGAAGUUUUUUUCCUGUGUGGCGGCUGUGGGAUGUGGCUUACCUGUUGGACCAGAGGGACCGAUGAUUCACAUGGGGGCUUUGGUUGGAGCAGGGUUGAGUCAGUUCAGAUCGGAGACUUUGGGGAUCAAUCUGCCGUUCUUUCGACGAUACAGAACUUCUGAAGACAGGAGAAACUUUAUAUCCGCGGGGGCAGCAGCAGGGGUGGCCUCGGCGUUCGGUGCCCCUGUAGGGGGCCUCCUGUUUUCUAUGGAAGAGGUGUCUUCGUUCUGGACCGUUACACUGUCCUGGCAGAUCUUCUUUUGUUGUAUGGUGUCUGCCUUCACCACUGAUCUGUUUAAUUCUGCAUUUGAUGGAUUUUCCUACACAGGAAACUUUGGACAGUUUAAAACACAGCGAUACAUCCUCUUUAAUAUUGACAAGGGAAUAGAUGUCAACAUCCUGAUGUUCAUACCGACAGUCAUUAUCGGGGUCAUUGGUGGUCUGCUCGGGGCCAUCUUCACCAUCCUCAACCUGAAAAUGACGAGGGGGAGGAAGAAACUACUGUCCACCAUUUCUGAACACACCAUUCUGCAGAAGCUGCUUCGGAUCUUUGAGCCGGCAGUCAUCAUGAUUAUCAUUACGUUGUUGGCCGUGUUUUUACCUGCAGUUUUUCCCUGCAGCAGGUACACCUGUAAGGAAGGCGCUACAGGUGCCACCAGUGUCAACUGUUUGAACGACACGAGGAACCCCCUCCAUGUUGAGGGCUCUGUGGUCAAGUACACCUGCUUUGAGGGUCAGACAUGGAAAGAUGACCAAUACACAUGGAAAACCAACGGCACCUACAACGAAAUGGCUACAUUGAUGUUCGGCACCCUAGAAAACGCAGUGAAGCACUUGUUUUCCCGAGACACACAUCUCCAAUUUGGAUUCGCCUCGCUUCUUUCCACUCUCGUGAUCUAUUUCAUCAUGAUAUGCUGGGCGACGGGAACCUCCGUAUCCUGUGGGGCCCUUGUUCCUAUGCUGUUGGUGGGCGGGCUGUAUGGCCGCCUGAUUGGAAUCCUGAUGACGACCAUGUUCGGAGUACACAGUGGAGAAAACCUUUCUUACUGGGCAUGGAUGGACCCCGGAGUUUUCGCACUGAUUGGAGCGGCCUCAUUCUUCGGUGGGGUGACCAGGUUGAAUCUAGCGGUCACUGUGAUAAUGAUGGAGCUGACUAAUGAUGUACAGGUACUGUUGCCUGUCAUGGUAUCUGUGAUGAUCUCUAAGUGGGUCGGUGACUUCUUCACCCAUCCGGUGUAUCACGCCCUGAUGGAACUCAAGUGUAUUCCGUUCCUAGACCCGGAACCUCGUGUCACCAUAGAAAAAAACAGACUCAAUCUGGAGCUUUACUUGGCUCGUCAUGUCAUGUCUUCGCCUGUGAUAAGCAUACGUACCAAAAGCUCUGUACUAGACCUUGCCAAACUUCUUCUGGAAACAUCUCAUGGAGGAUUUCCUGUUGUCAAGGUGAUCGAAAGAAGUGGAGACGAGGUGUUCCAGGGGAUGAUUACCAGGUUGGAGUUGUCUGUCCUGCUCCGACAUGAAGAACUCUUUGAGUCUGAUGGAUCGAUGGAAGAUUCUGGUGACUCUGGGAGUGGAGAGGCAGACCCGUCUUGUUUAGAAUACGAACAGAUGAAUAUUUUGAAACUGAAAAAUCCCCGAGAAAUUAGCAGAACCUUACAAAACUAUACGAAGAAUUCAAUGUAUAAAACAAAGUAUUUGAAUUUGAAAUCAUACAUCAACCAAUCGUCCUUGUCGAUCCCAGAGAGGUUUUCCUUACACAGGACCUAUAUCAUCUUCCGAACCCUCGGGUUGCGGCACAUGGCGGUGGUCGACACGUCCAACAAAGUACUGGGGAUCAUUACGAGGAAGGACCUGAUGGGAUUCAACAUCGUGGAAAAGGUAUCCACACUACACGAUGCAAGGUGUAGACCACACGUUCGUUCAAGACCAAUAAAUUAAUGAGAUGUGCGUAUGUAUGAUAUAUUACGUUCCUGAAACCUGGUACUAAGAUCAGGAGAAAUCAUUGGUUGUGAUUAUGUACCCCUAUCUAUUCCUACACUUGUAAUAGAUCCAGAGGUUGGAGGGUUGAGGGGGUCAGAGGGGCUUAUCGAAACCACACCCCUUUUUUAAACUUCAAAAGAAGAAAAUAUAUCUUCUGAAAGAAAAACUUUCAAUUUAAAACUUUUGCUGUUUCUGUAUAUUGUUGCAUGUGAAAUAUAAUUUGAGUGCACCAAAUUCAUCAAUGUAUAUUAAUAUCUACUAACUCUGUAAAAAUUUUCUUAAAUUUAAUUUCACCAAACUAAGUGCAAAAACAGUGUCCACCAAAUGAUGAGAUUAUAAAUUAUAAUUUCAUUGUAGAAAAUGGAACUUGCUAUCUGACACGUACGAAGGUGGUUAAAUAAGAGGAAUCACAAUGUGGUCUUACAGUAAAGUGUUGUCACUGUAAUGUCAUGCCAGGGUUACAAGAAAAGAUGGGUCCCCCCUUCUGCACUUAAUGAAUUCCAUUUUGUUAAUAUGCGUGAAAGCUUUGCUGUGAAAUACUAAACAUGUGUGAUUUUAUAAUUAUUGACUAGUUUUAUCACUUGCCUUUCAUAUCAUUUGCCGAAAUAAAUCAUAAAUGAUUUUCUAGGAUUUUCUAUAUACGAAAAUAACAUGUUCUUACUCUUAUUCCUGUUGGGUUUAAAACAAAAUCAUAUCAAAUAUAUGGUUCAAUAAUCUGUUCAGGUGUGUAGAUUUCCACUUUCCCCGAUGUCUAUGGCUAGCAGAUUUAUGUUUUGAAGUAAUGAAAAAUUUGUAUUGUAUUAGCAUAUUUUUAGUGAACACUUAUAAAUAAUUUUAAAUUCAUGUUUUGAUAAAGCGAAAUUUCGAAAAGUUUGAUAAUUUGUUUAAAGCCAAUAUUGAUAUGAAAAAGAACAAUUAUCAUUGACAGCUAUGUGUUGGUUUCAUAUGUUUAAAAAUGUUUACCUUAGAUUCAUAGAGAAAUAUAUGUGUAGAUAGUAUAACUUCUUGCCAGAAUAGAAUCAAAUCAAACUCAUGCUUUUAAAGCAUAAAUCACGAUACACUUGUGGUUUCUGAUACAAAUAUUCCAGUGAGUGCGUAAAGAUGAUGUCUUCCGGAUGGUCAACUCAACAUCUAUUUUCUUUGAUUUUGACAUGUGACAAGUGAACAAAGGCUUGCCGAGAGAUCAAAUUAUCUAUACCGUUCUUAAAUCUGAAAACCCUGUACGUACCUCAUUCACCCCUGAAAAUUCAUAAUGAACUAUUCUAACAUUUGAAUUCGAAAAGUUUAAAUGUGUCUUCAGGGGUGAGUAAGUUUAGGGGUCAGUCAUGCGUUGCUCCGACACCUGGAAAGGCAAACCUAUCCUGACAACCCACUGGGGUUGAAAUGCCACACAAUAAACCUCCUGAAAUCACACUUUCUGCAGCUUCUUUGCUCCAAAAUUGGCAAAAAAAUCCUACCCUGUACGUACCUCAUUCACCCCUGAAAAUUAAUGAACUAUUCUAACAUUUGAAUUCGAAAAGUUUAAAUGUGUCUUCAGGGGUGAGUAAGUUUAGGGGUCAGUCAUGCGUUGCUCCGACACCUGGAAAGGCAAACCUAUCCUGACAACCCACUGGGGUUGAAAUGCCACACAAUAAACCUCCUGAAAUCACACUUUCUGCAGCUUCUUUGCUCCAAAAUUGGCAAAAAAAUCCUACCAUUUUGUGUUUUAAGAAUUCUUCUUUAAUUUGUUUCCAUAUUUUGUAACAAUCCAAAAUUUUGCAUUCUAGCUGUUUGGUGUUGCUUUCACUCUAAAUCAUGAGCAGGGUUAUGACAAAGCUGUGCUUUAUUUUGAUUGGCUACAAGUUCGAGUAUUAAGAUACAUGUAUUUCAAAUUAUACCCAAGUGAAAUGAAUCAUAGUUCUGUGUAUAUAAUCUAGUGCAAGAAAAAAUCCAGGUUCUUUGUCUUUGGCUAGUAGAUUUGGUCUGCCAGAGAGUCUUUGGCUAGUAGAUUUGGUCUGUCAGAGAGUCAAUGUUUUUGUCUCCUAGGACUUCCGAUGGACCAUUGUUGUAUUCACAUGAUGCUAUUUUAUUUCUUAUCAAAUUAAUAGUUGCCAGUUUAAAUAUAAUGUGUCUGUUAAAAGGCCACGUCCAGGAAAUGAACAUGUGUCUUAUAUCUCAUUUUCAGACAAGUUUUAGCAGAGCUUCUGAAAAGUGUAUUCUUGCCCUACAACUUCAAUAACAUGUAAAAUAAAGUA